AUGGUCACUACACGAGGCGGAACAGAGACGCCAGGCGCACCGACACCGACGCCGCGCAGCUCGACAAGGAAAGCCGCAGGAAAGCGAGAACUCGAGUCGCUAGAGACGCCGACACAAACGAAAAGGCAGAGGAAGUCUGCGCCCACGUCGUCCUCCAAGAAGAGAUCUGCCAAGCAGACCGCCAAUUCGGAUGCGCCUUCACAAGGACUUUCGCAAGAGUCCGUAGAGGAUGUCUCAGACACAAUCGCUGUCGCCGCGGCGCCUGCGACCCAAGACCCUCAGACGCCGACACAGGAUGAAUUUCUGCCACUCCGACGCCGAUCGAGCCCCCACGUUGUAGUCAGCAGGAAGUCACCGGAUGAUUCGACGGCCACGGACAGCUUCGGUGAAGGCAGGGAAGAGGCGCCAGCAACUUCACAAAAUCCGUCCUUCUACACACCAGCGCAGCAGCCUGGUUCAGGUUCAGGUUCAGUAUACGCGACGCCCGCCACAACAUUUAAGCAACCUGAGGGAUCACCUACACCCAAGGCUAAGACGGGAGAUGGCCAGACGCUAGCACCAGGCUCAGCCAAGAGAGGCAGAGGCCGCCCGAAGAAGGUUGUAGAGACGCCGUCCAAGUUCCCUGACGAGAUUCCAACGUCCUCGUACGAGAGCAGCACAGCUCCUAUACCCUCGCAAGGCGACGCGCCUCCUUCAGCACAACCUGAAAAGACGCAUAGACGCUUUGGUAGCGAGGAGCCUGCCGAGUCGCAAGAUUCGCCCGUUGCGAUCAAGCAAGGCCACAAGCGAUAUGAAGCUUCUCAGCCCAUCGAGUCACUACCCCCAACGCAAACAAGCCAAGUCGACCAGGAUGAAGCAAGCGAUUCGGACGACGAAGCCCCCGAGGUAGUCACCACAGCCGCUGCAGGUUCGAAAGCACGAGCUGCGCAAGCCGAAGCCGACCGCGCGCAGAAGGCUCAGCAAGCAAAGGAGCAGGCCAAGCGGCAAGCGCGCGAGGAACUCGUUGCUGCUCAACAAGCUGCAAAGCGCGAGCGUGAGGAGAAGAAGGCAAAGAAGUCGGCGAAGAAAGCUGCCAAGGAAGCAAAGGCUGCCGCCGGCCCCCUCGACAAAGAGCCAGAAGUUGCGUCGCGCAUGGACAUUGACGUAUCCAACGGUCUCCUGCCCGCUUCCCUCCUCGAGACCAUCGACGACCAACGCCCUCCCACGCCACCGCCCCAGCGGCGCGGAAAGACAGAGGAGGAACUUAGGAAGGAGAAGCUCAACCACCACAUCAAGUUCCUGGAGCGCGUCGACAAGCCAGCGAAGGAUGUGAAGAAGGGCAAGCUCAGCGUAGCGGUAUUGGCACAGCAGAACCGGGUGCUGCCGCCUAAGGUCAACAGGAAUACAAAGAACGUACGUGAACACUGGUUGAAGGGGCGUGAAAUGGACAAGAAGGCAGGGAAACCCGGCGUUAGAUUCGGGAAGAAGAUGGAGAGGAGGCCGCAUGGUAACCGGGGUUUCUUGAGGAACGGAGAGUAG
Messenger RNA from Alternaria novae-zelandiae, 1518 nucleotides. RefSeq lists its product as uncharacterized. The record is from RefSeq and is a predicted model, not a curated record. Bases 1 to 1518 code for a protein of 505 amino acids. Gene Ontology annotation, biological process: rRNA processing. The transcript has a single exon. Lineage: Eukaryota; Fungi; Ascomycota; Dothideomycetes; Pleosporales; Pleosporaceae. Gene Ontology annotation, molecular function: snoRNA binding.